UCUCAAUGUCUAUCAAAAAUUCAAUAGAGUUAAAAUUGACUGACAGUUGAACGAAAAUGCAAAAAUUGAGACGAGAAAAAAGUAAAAAAAAAAAACUCGGUGCUGACUUUGAAAUGCUUUUUGUCGUCAUUGCUUUCUCUCACUCAAAAAAAUAUUAAUGAGGAGAUGUGAGGGAGGGGAGAGGUAAAUGAUUGGAUUUGACCCCGCUUUUUUUGUCUGCUAUUCUCCUAAUUUAAACUCUUCCUAGAUUCCCUUACAUUACUCAAUAAAUUCACAAUGACAGAAAAGAAAGAUUUCCUUUCUGAAGCUGGUAAAGCAGCCGCCAUAUCAGGUGGUGUCGGUUUUGCCGUAUCUGCAAUGCAAAACACAGUACAAAAACAUACAACGGGUGCCAAAGGUGUAUUCACAAGAACAGGAGGAACAAUUGCAUUUUUCGCUGCCAUGGGUGGUAUAUAUACUCUUGGAGAAGCAGUAUCAGAGAAUAUGAGAGGAAAACAUGACGGUGUUAAUGCGGCUAUUGGUGGUUGUGCUGCAGGCUUAUUAGCUGGUAUUCCUACUCGUUCAUUUGCAAAAAUGCUCGCAGGUUGUGCAGCAAUCGGAACUACUAUGUACGCUUUUGAAGCGUCUGGUCAAUUCAGCGGCAUUCAUAAGGAUAAAACAUCAGAGGAAAAACGACAAUAUGAGAAAGAAUUUUUCAAACAACCUGUUGUAGCAAAUGAUAGCGCAUAAGUUUAUUUUCUAUUAAAAAAUAAAAAGGGAACAAUAAAAAGCAUAA
Mycotypha africana is the source of this 775-nucleotide messenger RNA. RefSeq lists its product as uncharacterized. The record is from RefSeq and is a predicted model, not a curated record. Gene Ontology annotation, biological process: mitochondrial respiratory chain complex I assembly. The transcript is spliced from 4 exons. Lineage: Eukaryota; Fungi; Mucoromycota; Mucoromycetes; Mucorales; Mycotyphaceae. Bases 277 to 729 code for a protein of 150 amino acids.